This is a messenger RNA of Corythoichthys intestinalis (scribbled pipefish), 2909 nucleotides long. RefSeq names its product cell adhesion molecule 2-like. Bases 809 to 1999 code for a protein of 396 amino acids. The transcript has 11 exons. Lineage: Eukaryota; Metazoa; Chordata; Actinopteri; Syngnathiformes; Syngnathidae. The record is from RefSeq and is a predicted model, not a curated record.
AUAGCGCGAAUUUGCGAGUAAUUUUGCAUCUUGUUCUCCUUGUUACUCAUACAGUUGCAGUGAUGCCUUUUAAAAAUGUCACCGUCUUGAGUUAAAUAGUGAGUAGGAGCCAAAAUGUCAAUGAAAGGUCACACUUAGACACCGGGGAACUAGAACGUGUUGCAAAUUUGCUUUUUAGCUUGUGUUUGUGGGGUUACGGGGUCCAAAGGUAAGCAUGACAGAGCAAAGCAUUGACCCUAGCUUGUGACAUUCGGCGCAUAUUGUUUUUUUUUUUUUUAACUUAUAAGCGCCAUUAGGGAAGCAUUUACCUCCGCUUGAAGUCCUUCGUGUAGGGUUUGAGGUAGGGGUCCAUUUGGAGGAGAGUGUGGAACUCUGGAAUGGUAACAUUAUCCCCCUGUUCCGCCAUGGUUUCAGUCACGAGGGUAAAGCAAUCGAGCUCCGAGCCCGGCUUGUUCCCUCUCUCGCUGCGUGGGAACAAAGAGCAGGCGGUUGUGUUUACCGCCGAGAGGAGCCGACUUGAAGCGAACAUAGCCGAGUGCGACUGUGACGCCUGCCGAGCUACGUCAGAGGCGGAGCUAUCUCUCCCGCCGCCAUCCAAUCGGCUUCGGCACGGGAGCCGCGGGCUGCACGCGCACGCUGCCGACAAGCAGUCAGCUCCGUCCCGCUCUAGAAGAGGACCAACGUCUCCCCUCCGAUCUCCGUCCUCCGCAUCUCAUCCGUGCAAGUUCCUCCAUGUAAAGUGCGCGCACCCCGUCUGGAUAAGUAACCCCCCUUGUACCCGCGGAUCGCCGAGUCACGACAAGAGGCGAUGAUGAUGCUCCAGCGGCACUUGCUCUUCCUCCUCUUCAGCAUUUUUGGAGUGGAAGGGACAAAAAGCAAACCCAGAGGCGGUCAAGGUCAGUUCCCCAUCACUCAGAACGUGACAGCACUGGAGGGCUCCGCUGCCAAUAUGACCUGUCGGGUGGACUUUAACGACAACACCUCCCUCCAGUGGUCAAAUCCGGCGCAGCAGACGCUCUUUUUCGGCGACAAGAAAGCUCUUCGGGACAACCGGAUCGAGCUGGUGCGAGCGUCGCGGCAGGAGCUGAGCAUCCGCAUCAACGACGUCAGCCUGGCCGACGAGGGCCAAUACACGUGUUCGCUCUUCACCAUGCCCGUCAAGACCACCAAAGCCUUCCUGGCCGUCUUGGGGGUGCCGGAGCGGCCCGAGAUCACGGGCCUGGCCGGUCCGGCCCUGGACGGCGAGGUCAUCGCCCUCACCUGCACCUCAGCGGGUGGCAAGCCGGCCGCUCGCAUACGGUGGUUCCGCAACGAUAAGGAGGUUCAAGGCACAAUGGACGUAAGUGCCUCGGGCAAAUCGUGGACGGUGAGGAGCAGCCUCCGCUUCCAGGUAGACCGUUUCGACGACGGCGUGGCCUACACCUGCCUGGUGGAACACGAGUCGCUGGACAACCCCUACAUGACGACCGAAGUCCUGGAGGUCCACUAUGCGCCCUACGUGAAGAUCACGCAUUCCAUGAUCAUCCCCCAGGAAGGCCAGUACUUCAAACUGGAGUGCGUUUCCAGAGGGAACCCAAUACCCGAGCCGGUCCUGUGGACCAAAGACGGCGGCGACCUCCCCGACGCGGAGCGCAUGAUCGUGGAGGGCCAGGAGCUGACCAUCACCACGCUCAACAAGACAGACAACGGCACGUACCGCUGCGAGGCCAGCAACCACCUGGGCACCAGCAGCGCCGACUACGUACUCUUUGUAUACGACCCAAACGCCGUGGGACAGCACGGACCGGACCACGCUGUUAUCGGCGGCGUGGUUGCCGUGGUGGUCUUCAUCACCUUGUGUUUGAUCAUUCUUCUAGGACGUUACUUGGCCAGACAUAAAGGCACGUAUCUCACGCACGAGGCCAAAGGGUCCGAGGACGCCCCCGACGCCGACACGGCCAUCAUCAACGCGGAAGGCAACCACGUACACGCCGAGGAGAAGAAGGAAUACUUCAUUUAAGCUUUGCUUUGCUACUUUGGGACGAACAAACAUGCAAUUUCAAGCUGCCUCAGUGUCUUUUUUUGUUUUUGUUUGUUUUUCUCGGACUAUCAUUCACUGACUAUUUUUAGUUCCAGCGGAAGGUGCCUCCAUCUUUGUUUUUCUGCACACGUUCAAGUACAACCCGAGCGGAAUUUAUUUUCCGCGAUCCCCACACCGAAAAGGCAAAAUGUAGAAGCACAAUUCUCUCGGGUAGAUCAUUCGGUAUUUUUCUUGUUUGCCCGUUUUUCCGAAGCACAAAUUCGCGAGGGCUCAAGCGAGGAAACCCCACGCCAUCUGGUUCUCGUCUCAGGAUUCAAACCGGGAAAAUGUCGGCUCAAGCCCCCCGCCAGUCCGUCCAAUGUGAAGGUGAAGGAAGCGAGGUGUCCCCCUGUUGGUCGGGGGGGGGGGGACUAUGCUCGACGUGUGCAUAUUGCUAUAAAUACGUUGCUAUUAUGUGGUUGGUGAAGAAUAUUGUGGAUUCCUUGGCACUUUUGUAUGUAAGCGUUUCCAUUGAAAAGCAUGAGCGUAAAUAUUAGUGGGUUGAAAUCAAAUAAAUUCAAAUUGAAGGAAUAAAUAAUACAUAAAUAAAUUCAAAUUGAAGGAAUAAGUAAUACAUAUAUAAAAUACUAGAAAGGAGAAAAAAAAUGAUUUAAUUGCUCCUUUAUUUUUUUUCCCCUUGAAUUUUUAAAAUCUUUUAUUUCAGAAAAUGUUUUCUAUUUUUUAAAUGUUUUUAUUUUUUUUUUUUAUUUGUGACAUAAAUAUUUCGAUAAAAAUAUUUGAGUUUUAUGGUGUAUUAGGAUUAUUUUAAUGCGCUGUUUAAUUAUCUAUAUUUUGCUGCUAUUUAUUUUUUUGUAUUUUCUCAUUUUAAGCUGUAUAUUUUAAUGUAAUG